This is a messenger RNA of Apaloderma vittatum (bar-tailed trogon), 1494 nucleotides long. RefSeq names its product glucocorticoid induced transcript 1 (gene GLCCI1). The transcript is spliced from 6 exons. The record is from RefSeq and is a predicted model, not a curated record. The annotation marks the transcript as partial. Gene Ontology annotation, cellular component: cytoplasm. Lineage: Eukaryota; Metazoa; Chordata; Aves; Trogoniformes; Trogonidae.
ACACCUAGCUGUUGGGCUGAAGAAGGAGCAGAAAAGAGAUCGCAUCAGCGUUCAGCAUCAUGGGGAAGUGCUGAUCAACUAAAAGAGCAGAUUGCCAAACUGAGGCAGCAGCUUCAGCGCAGUAAGCAGAGCAGUCGUCACAGUAAAGAGAAGGAACGUCAGUCACCUCUCCAUGGCAACCACAUAGCAAUCAGUCAGACUCAGGCUUCAAUUUCCAGAUCAGUCCCUAUGCCACUGUCAAACAUUUCAGUGCCAAAAUCAACUGUUUCACGUGUGCCAUGUAAUGUAGAAGGAAUAAGCCCUGAACUGGAAAAAGUAUUCAUUAAGGAGAACAGCGGAAAAGAAGAAGUAUCCAAGCCUUUGGAUAUCCCUGACGGCCGAAGGGCCCCGUUACCUGCUCACUAUCGUAGUAGUAGCACGCGAAGCAUCGACACGCAGACUCCGUCUGUCCAGGAGCGCAGCAGCAGCUGCAGCAGCCACUCACCGUGUGUCUCUCCCUUUUGCCCUCCUGAAUCUCAGGACGGGAGUCCUUGCUCGACAGAAGAUUUACUCUAUGACCGUGACAAAGACAGUGGGAGUAGCUCACCGUUGCCCAAGUAUGCCUCAUCUCCCAAACCAAACAACAGCUACAUGUUCAAACGAGAGCCCCCAGAGGGAUGUGAGCGAGUGAAGGUCUUUGAGGAAAUGUCGUCUCGGCAGCCUGUCUCAGCCCCUCUCUUUUCAUGCCCUGACAAAAACAAGGUUAAUUUCAUCCCAACCGGAUCAGCUUUCUGUCCUGUAAAACUCCUGGGCCCCCUCCUUCCUGCUUCAGACCUGACGCUCAAGAACUCUCCAAACUCUGGGCAAAGCGCAGCUCUGAGCACCCUGACUGUCGAGCAGCUUUCGUCUCGGGUCUCUUUCUCAUCUCUGUCAGACGACACCAGCACAACGGACUCCGCCGAGGUCCCGCUCCAGCAGCCGUCCGCGCCGCUCUUGCAAGAAAUUCAGACUGAAGAGCAUUCCUCUCCUCAGAGCUACGUGUUCAUCUAGACCCAGGCGGAGCAGGUCUCUGCCCUGAAACAAGGAUCGAGGAGAUCACGGUUCCGAAACGUCCGCGUGAGGUGGCAACAUGGAAUAAUUAGCAGCAUUCAGAAAAAAAAAUAAAUAUCUCAACACUGUUCUUGGCAGGGACGGGACUCGUAGUCAGCAUUUUUUGUGAGAAAGCGGUGAUGCCUGCAGAAUCCACACAUCAUUAAGCGUUUUAAGUGGAGACUAUGCAUUUCAUAGUAUGUUUGACCAGAUUAGUACUGUGUCCUGUGUUCUGUUUCAAAUUCUACAGUAUAAAUAAGCUCUAUAUAUAUAAAAGAAAAAAAAAGGUUGCCUGUCUGAAUAGAAAAUGUCUUGCUGUGUUGUGUCCUAUGGAAAAUACUGUACUUCAGGAUUAUGUUUACAAUUGAUCCAGGUGUUUAUGUUUCUAACUUCUGUUAAUACACACAAUGCAAAAAAAAAAAAAAA